AUGACAAUACCACGAUACCCACACCCAGCCGAGGCCUGGAAUCAAGGAAAUUUAAUCACUAGAAGAUACUAUCGAGAUACGCGAUAUAUGACCUUGGAUAAAUCAAUGGACUAUCUUUCACAAGAUCAAGUUCACAUGGCAAGUGGAAAUAUCAGGCUUCCAGAUGGCAAGGGAAACAUUACGUUAAAGAGUAUUAGCAUGUACCAUCAGUUGCAUUGUCUCGCUAAGAUGCGUCUUACUUUGCAACAAGCUCGAGAAGGGGUGGAUAUUGGAGUUGGCUGGAGAGACGAUGCACACUGGCCUCAUUGCUUUGACUAUUUACAUUCGUCUAUUUUGUGUUUUGCGGAUGGAACGCUAGAGAGUGUUAGCCUGCAGCCAGGCCCUACUGUGGGAACGGCUGUCAGGGUAAUUGACGCCAGCCUAGAGACCAGACAUUGUAGAGACUCGAAGCCGCUAGAAGAGCUAGUACGCCAUUAUGGGCCCAACUCCCACUAUGGCGAGUCGGGAGAUCUUUUUGAGGUCCCUGAUGGAUCGUAA
Trichophyton rubrum CBS 118892 is the source of this 537-nucleotide messenger RNA. RefSeq lists its product as uncharacterized. Bases 1 to 537 code for a protein of 178 amino acids. Gene Ontology annotation, biological process: mycotoxin biosynthetic process. Lineage: Eukaryota; Fungi; Ascomycota; Eurotiomycetes; Onygenales; Arthrodermataceae. The record is from RefSeq and is a predicted model, not a curated record. The transcript has 3 exons.